Molecule: messenger RNA, 3302 nt
Organism: Lutzomyia longipalpis
Lineage: Eukaryota; Metazoa; Arthropoda; Insecta; Diptera; Psychodidae
Gene: mGluR
Product: metabotropic glutamate receptor 4
Exons: 7
Coding region: 471-3182 (903 amino acids)
Biological process (GO): G protein-coupled glutamate receptor signaling pathway; regulation of synaptic transmission, glutamatergic
Cellular component (GO): membrane
Molecular function (GO): adenylate cyclase inhibiting G protein-coupled glutamate receptor activity
Source: RefSeq, a predicted model, not a curated record
GAAUAGAUACAUUCCCCCAGGCCCGUACUCAGCAAAUAAUUUUUUUCUCUGUAAAAUUCCGCGGCGCAAUUUAUGUACUAAAAUCAAACAAAAAAAACUUUUCUUAUCACACGCCGUAUGUGGCGGGAAUUUUCCCCCAAAAACGGCAGAAAGAAAAAAAGGAAAACACAACAAUGUACGCAUGUGCGAUGGAUGUUUUCCCAUGAAAGAAGGGGGAUGAAAAUGGUUCUCAAAACCUCCCCCUGUGGCCGAUAUGUGAUGCUGUUACUCUCGGGUAGUAUUGAUUUUUUGUUGUGUGUGCCAUUCCGAAGCAUGUUCCGUGCAUUCGUGUACAUUUGAGGACACCCCGGGGGUGCCUACUUACCUGAUACGUAAAAGAAGAAAAAAAAUAAUCACAGCUAAGAGAACGUUCUGUGUUGUAAAAAAAAAUUGAAACGUGUGGUGUUUUGGCUGCAAUGCAGACCUAAAGGAUGAAUCUAGCUUGGGUGCUAGUGUGCCUAUUUGCGGGCGCUACCGCACGGACACCGUUCACGGAGAAAGAUUCACGACUUAUCCGGAUGAAGGGGGAUGUGAUACUUGGGGGGAUUUUUCCGAUGCACGAGCACCGGCAGGAUAGCCCCGAGUACCCAUGCGGGGCUGUGAAGGAGGAAAAGGGUAUCCAACGACUUGAAGCAAUGCUGUAUGCCAUCGAUCUCAUCAACAACGACCCCCAAUUGCUACCAAAUCUCACCCUUGGGGCACUCAUCAUCGACAGCUGCAGCAGCGAUACGUACGCCCUGGAGCAGAGCAUGGAAUUUGUCCGGUACUACAUGAAUCAGGAUAUGAGCGAGUACAAGUGCGAAAAUGGGAAACCCCCCACCUAUAUACCCCAUCUGCCUGUAACUGGGGUCAUUGGGGCAUCCUUCAGUGUCGUGUCAAUUAUGGUGGCCAACAUAUUGAGACUUUUUAAGAUUCCUCAAAUCAGCUAUGCCUCAACAAGUACGGAGUUGUCUGAUAAAUCGAGAUUCGAAUAUUUUAGUCGUGUCGUCCCACCGGAUAAUUUUCAGGCAAUGGCAAUGGCGGAAAUUGCAAGGGCCCUGGAUUGGCGCUAUGCCUCCACUGUGGCCGUCGAGGGGGAAUAUGGGGAGAAGGGGAUUGCAUCAUUUAUAAGUAUUGCUGCUCAACUUGGUAUUUGUGUGGCGGUAUCGCAAAAAAUUCUUCGAAAUAGUAAAACUGAAGAUUUUGAUCGUAUCAUUGAGGCAUUGAUACAGAAACCUCAAGCAAGGGUGGUUGUGAUGUUUGUCGAUGAGGAUAACGUGCGGAAGCUGCUGCAGGCGACAAUCCGAGCCAAUAGAACGGGGCAUUUUUAUUUUAUUGCCAGCGAUUCAUGGGGUGCAAAAAUGUAUCCUGUGCGUGAUCAGGAAUUUGCUGCUGUCAACACGAUCACCGUUUUACCCCAUCGAACGAGCCUUACUGGCUUCGAUGAGUACUACUUGUCACUACGCCCGAAAUUAUCACCUGAUGACUGCCUACCUGGAAGUUACGCUUCCCGCUCAUCAACUUCGGAAACCAUUACAAAUUGCCGAAAUCGGUGGUUCAAUGAGUUCUGGAGUCAACAUCAUAAGUGCAGCUUUGCACCCAAUUCACGAACACCGUGUACGGGAUCUGAAGGGGUACAUGGGUAUGAACAGGAGGGUUUGGUACCCUUUGUGGUGGAUGCUGUCUAUGCUAUAGCAUAUGCAAUUGAUGCAAUCAUCCGUGAUGUGUGCGGUGGCCCAGAUCUCUGUCCUGCACUACAACCAGCUCCUCUUGGUGGGGAUUUGCUCAAGUACAUUCACAAUGUGUCAUUUGUUGGCCUUCAGGGGACACGGGUACGUUUCAAUAAGGACGGUGAUGCCUAUGGCUUCUACAAUGUCUACCAAUAUCAACAGAGUGGCAAAAGGUAUGACUACGUCCAAAUUGGCACGUGGAAAGAGGGCCUAGAUCUCAAUUUUGAUGCCCUUCAGUGGAUUGGGGGGCAUCCACGAUCACUCUGCAGUGAACCCUGUCCCAUUGGCUAUGUACGUAAUUAUCAGGAUGCAUGCUGUUGGGCAUGCGUCAAGUGCCCCGAUGAUGCCUAUGUUAACAACGACACCUGCAUAACGUGCGAACCUGGUUGGGCACCGAGUGAAAAUAAAACUUUCUGCUUUAAACUCGAAGCUGAAGUGAUUGAUUGGCUAACCCCAUGGGCUCUUGUACCGCUCACCUUUUCAGCCUGUGGCAUCCUCUGUACUCUCUUCACGACAUGCGUCUUUAUAAAGUAUAACAAAACUCCCGUGAUCAUGGCAUCAGGACGAGAACUCUGCUACGUUCUUCUUGUGGGUGUUCUCAGUUGCUACUGCAUGAGCUUUGUGGUUCUAGCACGGCCCACAGUGUAUCGAUGUGCCCUGCUGCGGGUCGGCCUGGGCUUGUGUCUCAGCAUCUGCUACAGUGCAAUAUUCACGAAAACAAAUCGCAUUUCACGCAUCUUCAAUCGUGGCGUUAAGAGUGUUCAACGGCCAAUCUAUACGUCGCCGCUGAGUCAAAUUAUGAUCUCCCUGAGUGUUGUCCUCGUGCAACUGCUCGGCUCAAUUGGGUGGCUUCUAAUUGAGAGUCCGGACAUUCGGGAGAUUCAUCCCUUUCCCCUGUCCGCGGUGCUAACGUGCAAAGUUAGUACAUUCUCACUCAUCAUGUCCCUCGUCUACAACAUGAUCCUCAUUAUCCUUUGCACCCUGUACGCCUUUAAAACACGCAAAAUCCCCGAGAAUUUCAACGAAGCCAAGUACAUUGGCUUCACAAUGUACUCCACGUGCAUUGUAUGGCUCGCCUUUCUACCCAUUUACUUUGGAACCAACAAUGAUUACAAGAUUCAGAUAUCAAGCAUGUGUAUGUGUCUCAAUAUAAGCGCUUCGGUGGCACUGGGAUGCCUUUUCACGCCAAAAGUCUAUCUGGUGCUCUUUCAGCCCUACAAAAAUGUCCGACCAGGCAAUGGAAACCAGCGCGGUGGAAUGGGAGAAGCUAAUCGUCUACCAUACAGCAUGCGCUUUGGUGGGGUUCGCUCCCAAACAAUGCAAUCAAUGGCAAGCCUAUCAAAAUCCAGCCCACAGACUGUCCACCGUAGUCUCACGGAUGACAAUGUGGCAGUUAUUACUCCCACCAAUAUUGAGGAUAGCAGCAUAACCUAGACCACGGCUAGUUCAGCUGGACCCUCUCAAAAUUAAAAAUAAAUUGUGUCUAGUCGGCAUUACCAAAAAGAAAAUGAAUGAAAAGUAAAACCUAGAUCCUCAGCUACAUCCCCAAACUAA